Bubalus bubalis (water buffalo) is the source of this 1107-nucleotide messenger RNA. RefSeq names its product phosducin like 2 (gene PDCL2). The record is from RefSeq and is a predicted model, not a curated record. The transcript has 6 exons. The coding region runs from base 352 to 1080 and encodes 242 amino acids. Gene Ontology annotation, cellular component: cytoplasm. NCBI's taxonomy places the organism in Eukaryota, Metazoa, Chordata, Mammalia, Artiodactyla, Bovidae. Gene Ontology annotation, biological process: protein folding.
AGUGAAGACAGACAGGAUUCAGGGCUUGAAGGAUGCCGGAGGCUCGGACACAACGCAUUAAUUUGGUGGUGGCGGAGAGAAGGGUGGGAGAAAUGCCAGCACCAGUAUUUCGAACAGAAGAGGCACCUCGGGGCAAAUGCCCAAGACCAGGUGCGUCAGGACCCAAAGCUAGGCCACGCCUCAGCGUUGCCUGGCAACAGAGCUGCGCCCGGCGCAGUGCGUCCUAGGCGUUUGUUCUCCCCGCUGCCUUCCUGCGGGGCGGUGGGAACCGCCAGGACCGCGGUGGGUUCCCUUAACGCUUUAAAGGGACGUCGGAGACAGAAGUCCCGGCCCGAAGUGAGGCGGAACACCAUGCAGGAUCCAAAUGAAGAUACAGAAUGGAAUGAAAUUUUAAGAGAUUUUGGCAUUCUUCCUCCAAAAGAAGAGCCAAAAGAUGAAAUUGAAGAAAUGGUUUUACGUUUACAGAAAGAAGCAAUGGUUAAACCAUAUGAAAAGAUGACUCUUGCAGAAUUGAAGGACGCGGAAGAUGAAUUUGAUGAUGAAGAUAUGAAAGCUAUUGAAAUAUAUAGAGAAAAGCGGUUACAGGAAUGGAAAGCUCUCAAGAAAAAACAAAAAUUUGGGGAAUUAAGAGAAAUUUCUGGAAAUCAGUAUGUGAAUGAAGUCACAAAUGCAGAAAAAGAUGUGUGGGUUAUAAUUCAUCUAUACAGAUCAAGCAUCCCAAUGUGUUUGUUGGUUAACCAGCAUCUUAGUCUCCUAGCAAGAAAGUUUCCUGAAACUAAAUUUGUUAAAGCCAUUGUGAAUAGCUGUAUUGAACACUACCAUGACAAUUGUUUACCAACCAUUUUUGUUUAUAAAAAUGGUCAGAUAGAAGGCAAGUUCAUUGGAAUUAUAGAAUGUGGAGGGAUAAAUCUCAAGCUCGAAGAACUUGAAUGGAAGCUAGCAGAAGUUGGAGCAAUACAGACUGAUUUGGAAGAAAACCCCAAAAAAGCCAUUGUAGAUGUGAUGGUGUCUUCAAUUAGAAACACUUGUAUUUAUGAUGGCACUGAUGGCUCAGGCAGUGACAGUGAGGACACCAAGUAGGAAUAUUUAAUAAACAGCUUUCAAAUG